AUGACAUUGACCAUUGAAAUACUUAAAGAUAACGAAGUGCCCUACUUUCUAUUAGAGAAAAUCCAGGGCAUCUUUCAUCAUAGAUCAAAUUCAUCUAAAUCAACAAAUUCUUUUUUGUCUCAAUUAGUACUUCAAGUAUUUCAUAUCGGUAUAUGA
Dictyostelium purpureum is the source of this 156-nucleotide messenger RNA. RefSeq lists its product as uncharacterized. The record is from RefSeq and is a predicted model, not a curated record. Lineage: Eukaryota; Evosea; Eumycetozoa; Dictyosteliales; Dictyosteliaceae. The transcript has a single exon. Bases 1 to 156 code for a protein of 51 amino acids.